Molecule: messenger RNA, 948 nt
Organism: Penicillium pulvis
Lineage: Eukaryota; Fungi; Ascomycota; Eurotiomycetes; Eurotiales; Aspergillaceae
Product: histidinol-phosphatase
Exons: 3
Coding region: 1-948 (315 amino acids)
Biological process (GO): L-histidine biosynthetic process
Cellular component (GO): cytoplasm
Molecular function (GO): histidinol-phosphatase activity
Source: RefSeq, a predicted model, not a curated record
AUGCCUUUCUCCCACCACUCUCACUCGGGAGAGUUCUGCCCUAGUCAUGCUCAAAACACCUUGGAACAAGUGAUUCAGACAGCUAUAGAGCAAGGCAUGGAGGUGUUCUGCUUGAGCGAGCAUAUGCCACGCUCUGCAGACGAGCUAUAUGAAGAAGAAGUCCAAGCUGGCGUAACUUCUGCAUCUCUAGUUGACAAUGAGGCAAAAUACUUCAUGACAGCGGUUCAGCUACAGGAAAAAUAUGCCUCGCAAAUCAAAAUUCUCGUAGGAUUUGAGUCAGAGUGGAUCCAGAGCAGCGCCUCGCUAAGGCUCAUAUACGAUUCGCUGUCUAGGUAUCCUUUCGAAUUUUUUGUUGGAUCGGUGCAUCACCUCCAUGGGAUUCCUAUCGACUGGAGUCGAGCUCUAUACACAAAGGCGCGAGAAAUCUCCGGCGGAACAGAUGAGCGUGCGUUUGAAGACUAUUUUGAUGUCCAUUAUGAGAUGUUGCAGAUCUUAAGGCCUCCGAUCGUAGGCCAUUUCGACCUUAUUCGGCUUCAUUGUGAUGACCCAAAUUUAUCCAGUGGAGGGCUUCAGAAUUGGCCCGGUGUCUGGCAGCGUGUGAAGAGAAAUCUCAAGUAUAUUUCGAGCUACGGAGGGCUUCUGGAGUUGAACUCAGCUGCACUGCGGAAAGGGCUCGAGAUGCCAUACCCUGCAGCAGAAAUUUGUCAGGAGUUUCUCUCCAUAGAUGGCCGGUUCUGCCUUUCUGACGACAGCCAUGGAAUCGCUCAAGUUGGGGCCAAGUACCACGAGAUGUUCAAAUACGUCCAAGAGCAAGGCAUUCAAAAUCUUCACUUCUUAGAGCUGGCCCCUGUUGGGAUGACCGGAGGGCUAGAUCCACGAUUUCCGCGCACAUUGGUGAAAUGCUGUUCUCUGGCAGGGGUGAAGGAGAUGGAAUUCUGGAAGCGGUAG